UUUCCCCCCUUCCAGUCCGGACGCUUUCCCCCCUUCCAGUCCGGCCGCUUUCCCCCCCUUCCAGUCCGGACGCUUUCCCCCCCUUCCAGUCCGGACGCUUUCCCCCCCUUCCAGUCCGGACACUUUCCCCCCCUUCCAGUCCGGACACUUUCCCCCCCUUCCAGUCCGGACACUUUCACCCCCUUCCUGUCCGGACACUUUCCCCCCUUCCUUCCGGACACUUUCCCCCCUUCCAGUCCGGACACUUUCCCCCCUUCCAGUCCGGACACUUUCCCCCCCUUCCAGUCCGGACACUUUCCCCCCUUC
This is a messenger RNA of Staurois parvus, 306 nucleotides long. The record is from the annotation of a GenBank genome assembly. NCBI's taxonomy places the organism in Eukaryota, Metazoa, Chordata, Amphibia, Anura, Ranidae.